Colletotrichum truncatum is the source of this 1158-nucleotide messenger RNA. RefSeq names its product sorbitol dehydrogenase. The record is from RefSeq and is a predicted model, not a curated record. NCBI's taxonomy places the organism in Eukaryota, Fungi, Ascomycota, Sordariomycetes, Glomerellales, Glomerellaceae. Gene Ontology annotation, biological process: D-sorbitol catabolic process. Gene Ontology annotation, molecular function: L-iditol 2-dehydrogenase (NAD+) activity.
AUGUCAAGCGUUCAAGUUCAAACCUCCGUCCUACAUGGCGCGAGGGACCUCAAGAUUGAAGAGAGGUCUUUACCUGCUCUUGCUCCUGGUGAAGUCCAGGUUGCCGUCAAAGCCACGGGACUGUGCGGUUCCGACCUGCACUACUACAACCAUUUCCGCAAUGGAGACAUUCUUGUGAGGGAACCGCUUACUUUGGGUCACGAAUCCAGUGGAAUUGUUACUGCUAUCUCGUCCGACGUCACAAACCUUGCAGUGGGAGACCACGUUGCCCUCGAGGUAGGGCAGCCCUGUGAGGCCUGCGAGCUCUGCGCCGCCGGCCGGUAUAACAUCUGUAAAGGCAUGAAGUUCAGAAGCUCCGCAAAAGCUUUCCCUCAUGCUCAGGGAACUCUCCAAGAACUGGUCAAUCACCCGGCGAAGUGGUGCCACAAGCUAACACCAGUGCUGUGCAGGCUGCCGCAAGAUGUCUCCCUAGAGUUUGGUGCCCUUGCCGAACCUCUUUCCGUUGCUAUGCACGCCAGGGACCGUGGAAACGUCCCCAGCGGCUCAACCGUACUUGUUUUCGGCGCCGGCGCCGUUGGUCUGCUGUGUGCUGCUGUCAGCAAAGCUGAUCAACAAAAAGUUGUCAUUGCCGACAUUCAGGAGGACCGUGUUAAGUUUGCCCUUGAUAACGGCUUCGCUGAUGCUGGUGUCGUGGUCCCCGCGCUGCGCCCCCAAACGAUUGAGGACAAGCUAGCCUAUGCCAAAGAUGUAGCAGAGCAGGUCAAGCUCGCCAAGGUUGAUGGGGAGGAGGUUGGUGAAGUGAACGCGACCUACGAGUGCACAGGUGUUGAGACAUGCAUGCAAACUUCCAUAUACGCCACUCGGCCUGGCGGAAAGAUCCUCAUCAUUGGCAUGGGUACUCCGAUCCAGACUCUUCCCAUCUCUGCAGCGGCUUUGCGCGAAGUCGAUUUUGUCGGUGUCUUCCGCUACGCCAACACGUAUCCCAAAGCGAUUAACCUUAUUGCGACGAAGCCCAAGGGGCUCCCGGCGCUGGAGAAGCUUUUCACGCACCGUUACAAAGGACUGGGUACGAUCAAGGAUGCGUUUGAAAUGGCGGCUAAGGUGAAGGACGAGAGCGGGAACCUGGUUUUGAAAGUUCUUGUAGAUACCUCCACUUAG